UUAUACUCUCACGUGUGUGUGUGUGUGUGUAUGUGUGUGUGACAAGUAAACCACUUUCACAAUGACUUCCCUUUUCUGGAGCGUCUGUAAAAGUGUUUUCCGUUCCGCAGGGAACUCAGAAAUGUGAGCGUCUCUUGUGUCUUAAGACCAAGUGACACUUUAGAGAAACAGCCUGCAUUCCCUGAAUGCGGUUCAGUUCUGUCUCAGCAUAAAUGGAUACGCGGCACCCGAAGUGCCUGCGAGGGCAAUUCGAUUCUUCCGAGAGACGCCGUAACAUCUGUACGUGAAAUUGAGGGACUUUCAAGCCUUCGUUAUGCGCUGGGGGGGGGGGGGGGAACCUCGGAGCUACUCACGUCAUAAGUGGCACAAAGAGAGACGGUCUCGAAAGAGAGUGCGGCCAGGCAUUUCGUCACGGCGGCGAGGGGCAGAUCCGUUCUACACGAGCUUUAAACAGCCACAUCAGCAGGCAGAUAACAGUGUCUGAUAAGAGGGUGCGAUAACAGCUAAGACGGUUUAAAAGGAUGUACUCUGACACUUAGAGGCUACUGACACAUGCAGCCAUGACGUUCGACGGCACCUGGAAAGCCGAUCGCAGCGAGAACUAUGACAAAUUCAUGGAGCAGAUGGGCAUCAAUAUGGUGAAGAGGAAAUUAGCUGCACAUGAUAACCUGAAGAUCACCGUCCAGCAGAAUGGAGAUAAGUUCCAUGUGAAGGAGAGCAGUACAUUCCGCACACUGGAGAUCGACUUCACCCUGGGAGUCACCUUCGAGUACAGUCUAGCAGAUGGGACCGAGCUUUCGGGCUCCUGGAUUCUGGAAGGUGAAACACUGAAAGGAAAAUUCACCAGGAAGGACAACGGGAAAGAGCUGCUCACCACGAGAGUGAUCUGCGGGGACGAACUCGUGCAGACCUACAGCUAUGAUGGAGUGGACGCGAAACGGAUUUUCAAAAGGGGUUAGGACUCUGCAAAUUAAUUUUUUUUUUUAUUAUAACAUGAGACAAACUGUUUCUGGGUUUACAAAUGUGUGGUGUUGCAUUGUCCUAAAAAUAAAAUGGUUCAUUACUCCACGGCAGUAUUUGUUACUGAAAA
Molecule: messenger RNA, 1090 nt
Organism: Brienomyrus brachyistius
Lineage: Eukaryota; Metazoa; Chordata; Actinopteri; Osteoglossiformes; Mormyridae
Gene: fabp2
Product: fatty acid binding protein 2, intestinal
Exons: 4
Coding region: 561-959 (132 amino acids)
Biological process (GO): fatty acid transport
Cellular component (GO): cytosol; nucleus
Molecular function (GO): fatty acid binding
Source: RefSeq, a predicted model, not a curated record